AGUCUUUUAAAUGUCUUCAGACUUUAGCGAAGACAGCUUUUUAGAUUUAUCACUUUUUCAAUGACUUUUCUUUUAUUUUUUUCUUAAUGUUAUGCACGCAGACACUCUUUCUAGUUUUGUUGUAUAUAUAAAGAAGCCAUUACUCAUUCACUCGGACCACCAACUUGCGACCAAAGAAAGCAAAACCAAAAUUGGUUUCGGUCUUUAAAACAUUAAUAAAAUAUUUCUUUUAAUGGAUUGUUCUUCCUUGCUCGAUCUUAACACCAACCCUUUUGAUCGUAGUUUCACAACAAAACUUCCGGUGAGUUCAUCAUGAUUUAAUAUCCUUGGUAACAUUUUUGAUUUUUUAUUCACUAGGACUGUUGUAAUCGUAACUAAUCACGUGUUCACAUUUUUUUAGAAGAAGGAAGUCAAGGUUUCGACCUCUACUGAUUUAGAAAGAAAACAGAGCGCAAGUGAGUUAAGAGAGGAGCUAAACAGAGUCAACUCAGAGAACAAGAAACUAACUGAGAUGUUAUCAACAGUGUCCGAAAAAUACUACGCUCUACAUCAUUAUUUGGAGAAGCUUCAGAGUCGACAAAGCCCUGAAAUGGACCAGAUUGAACAACCGACAAAGAAAAGAAAACAAGAUUCGGAUGAGUUCUUAGGGUUUCCUAAUAUAGUAAGUGGUGGAAAAAUUGAGAACAGCUCCAGCAACGAAGAUCAUCAUCAGGUUAUUUCAUGUAAAAGGCCAGUCACUGAUAGCUUCAACAAAGCACAUGUUUCAACAGUUUACGUGCCUUCUGAUUCUUCAGACACAAGCUUGACAGUAAAAGAUGGGUACCAAUGGAGAAAAUAUGGACAAAAAGUUACAAGAGAUAACCCCUCUCCUAGAGCUUACUUUAGAUGCUCAUUUGCUCCAUCUUGUCCAGUUAAAAAGAAGGUGCAACGGAGCGCAGAGGAUCCGUCAGUACUGGUAGCAACAUACGAAGGGACACAUAACCACUUAGGUCCAAACGGUUCUGAAGGGGAUGUUACAAGCCAAAUUGGAUCAAGCACUGUGACUUUGGAUUUGGUUCAUAGUGGUCAGGGAGCGAUGCAUGAGGUUUUGGUUCAGCAAAUGGCAUCUUCUUUAACGAAGGAUUCAAAGUUUACAGCUGCUCUUGCGGCUGCUAUAUCAGGGAGGUUGAUGGAGCAGUCUAGAACAUGAAGCUCACAUGUCACAAUGAAUGUUUUUGUUUUGGUUUUCUCAUUUCUUUAGGAGAAAAAGAAUGGUUUCUCCUUUUUUUCUAUUUAAAAUGUAUCUUUUAAUUAGGAGAAAAGGAUGGAAACUUAAGUGUAUAUAAAAACCAUAACCAAAUGAUAAGAUCAUAAACACUCAAGAGUUAUUAGUUUUUUAAAUAGUUAGAUAAGGUGAUUAUAGAAACAAUUUGUAAAAAUUUGGUCUGCUUAUCAAAUAUUAUAAAUACAAACUAUGGAAUUACAUACUCCC
Eruca vesicaria subsp. sativa (arugula) is the source of this 1471-nucleotide messenger RNA. The record is from the annotation of a GenBank genome assembly. Lineage: Eukaryota; Viridiplantae; Streptophyta; Magnoliopsida; Brassicales; Brassicaceae.